AUGAGACCUUCUUCAGCAAAUUCAUCAUUACCAAAAGUUGAUCAAAAAAUAACAGCAAGGAAAAAAUCAGCUCAUUAAUCCCUUUUUUAACCAAUCUAAAAACCUUCUGCUUCAUAAAUUGAAACCCCUGAUUAACAAUUAAAGAAAACUUAGGUUUUGGAAUCUUUAGGAUUCUAUGAAAAAUGUACAAUUUAUUUUAAGAAUAGAGCUGAUUACUUUAAAAGGAACUAGUUAACAAUAAAGUGAAGUAGAUUCUAUGUUUAAAUAACUAAACAAAUUCGCAAUGAAAUUGAUUGAAAAACAUGGACUUCAUGAUACAUGCAUUAUGAUAUUAUAAUGGAUUAUACAACAUUAAUCAUUCUAGGAAAUUCCAACUUAAAUGUAUUAAUGCAAUUUUUAUUUUGAUAGUUGUUUAGCCUAUAAUAAUUUAGGUUGUGUUUAUCGUAGAAUUGGAUAAACAUAAUUAGCAUUUAAUGCUUUAGAGAAUGCUUUAUAAUUAGUUUAAAUGUAUGAUUAGUUAAAAUUAGAAACAAUAACAUAUUUGAACAUUACAACUGUUUUAAGUUAAAUGAAUAUGUAAUUUUGAUAUCUAUUUAAAAGGCAUGACAAAGCAUUAAAGGCAGCAUUAAAAGCAAUUUAAUCUGGCAAGAGGGAAUUUGAUCUAAAUUAAAUUGAAACAGUUAGAUAUUUGGCUUUGGCUAAUUUUAAUUAUGCAUUUGAAUUAGAAUCGUUAGAUCGUUUGGAAGAAGCUGUAAAAUAAUAUAAAAGAUCAUUAUAAUUUGUGCUUGAACAUUUAGGUAAUCAUGAUCCUUUAUUUUCAAAAUUUCAUAUACAACAUCAUUAAGCUAAGUAAAAGUUGAUUGUAAUAAUGAAUUAAUAAUAAUCAGGUCUUUUUAAGACAGUUUUAUAAUUAAAAAAAUAAUAUGAUGUUCCAAUAGAUGAAUGUUCUAAAUAAACUACUCCAUACUGUUAAACUAAAAAAAAUAUUAAGUUGAAAAACAAUAAUUUUAUGGAAGAUUCUGUAAGAAGAGAUAGUAGUGCAACAAUUAAGAAAGGAAUGACAGAUGAUGAAUUUUUUUAAGAAGUUAAACAUCAAAAACCAAUAGAAACAAAGGAAGAUGUUAAAUAAAUAAAUAGAGAGGAAUUGCAAGAAGAGAAUAUUCAACCUAAAAAAUAAAUAUAGAUAAUCAAUAGGAAAUUAAGUUAAAUAGAAUAAAUAUAAUUGGAAUAAUCAUGGUCAAAUUCAGAACCAUCUGAUACAGAAAUUAAAAAAUAGAGACUUAAUGAAAAACCAUCUGAAAUAAAGUUAUCAUUAACAAAAACUAAUACAAAAGAAUAAAGAUUGAAUUUUUUGAAUAAAUAAAAUACUUCAAAAUAAAAAGUGGAUGAUAAUUUAUUAGAGAAAGAAUAAUAGAUAAUAAGAGAGAUUGAAGAAUAGAUAUAUAAUGCUAAUAGUAUUGCAAAGAUUUAAGCUUAAAUAAGAAUGAAAAAGGAACGAAAAAAGUUUUAUUGUCUCAAAAAAGCAAAAAAGGAUUAAGGAGAAUUGUUACCUUCUGAUGAAUUGAAGUUAAAGAAAUUUUAGAGAUUUGUAAGAAGGAAGUUAUAAGAAUUGAAAAUGAGAAAUAUUACAAAGAAAAUAAUUUAAAAAAAUAGAUUAAAGAAAUAUCCAAAUACUGAAAAUAAAGCUUAUAAGAGAAUUAUAUCUUUAUUAGAAGCAUAUAAAGCAUAUAAAAAGAUGCUUUUACAUAAAUAUAUAGUUAAAACAAGAUAAUUCUAUACAUUGAGAUAAAGUUAUUGUCAUCCAAAUUAAAUGAUUCAUGAGAAAAUAGAACCAUUUAAAGAUGCUUAUAUAUUUACAUUUGGGAUAACUAAUGAUGAUUCAUUUGUACGUUUUUCUUUAGUAAAUGGAGUUAAAAACAAAAGAAAAGAGUAGUAAUACUAUUUUGAAAUGGAUACUUUGAGUUUAUUAUAAUCUUUGGGUUUAUUACAUCAAUAUAUUAAUGAUUUGGAAUGUUUUAUAAUAGAGGAGAAUUAAUUAUUAAGGAAUUUAAAGAAUUUAUAAACAGUUGCAUAGUAAUUUAUAAUAAUGAAUGAAGUUGAUGGUAAAUAUGUGGUAAGGUGUUUAGCAGAAUUUUAAACUUAAUUUAGAUAAGCACUCUAGAGAACAGCAGUUAUAAUGUAAGAAUUGAUUUUGGUUGAAAAUAAUAAGCUUUAUAUAUAGGGGAUAAAUAAUUUUGAGUACAAUGAUUUAGUUCCAUUUGAAGAAGAGAUUAGAAAAGUUAAGCCACCUCUUUAUACAAAAUAAUUGGCUUCAAAUGAAUUAGAGGCAAUCAAAUUUAUAUAAUCUUUUAUGAAAGGAUAUUUAUAAAGGAUUAGAAUAAAAAAAUGGGUUAACUAAAAAUAGAAGUAAAUUUAUUCAACAAAGUUAAUAAAAACGGUGGCUGGCCAUUACUUAUAGAUUGUUAAAGCAUAACAUUUAAUGAAUAAGAGACAUUAUUUAUAUAUAAUAAAUUUUGAAACUUAAAAGAAAUCGAAUGAUUUGGAAAUUAAGUAGAUAGUAUUAUAAAAUAUGGGAGAGAUAAAUAAAGAUAAUUUAUAUGAUAUAUUGAAAAUAGAUUUAGAUGGUCCUAGUAUUGAGUAUAGUGAUGAAGCUAAUUAUUGGGUAUAGAAAUAAGAGGAUUAUGAAAAGAGAGGAGGUAAAGAGAUAUACACAACAAAGAAUAGAGAUGAUUCUAUAAUAUUAAUUUAAAGAGCAGUAUUACGUUAUUAGCUAAAAAGGAGAUGUUUAAUAAAGAAGAUAAACAAAAAUAAAUUUAAUGUUAGUGAUUAAAAGGAUGUAGAGAAAGAAAUUUUAGUUAGAAGGGCUAUUCUAUAUGGAUCAGAUAUGAAUUAAAGAGCUUGUUUAACAACAUUAUAUUUGGAGAUAGAGAGAACUGAUCCAACUACUUCUUUAAUGGGUUAAAGUGAAUAUUAGAGUGUUUUGAUAACUUCAAAGAAUUUAGAACAUGUUUAUGCUUUUGAUAAAUGUGUACCAUUUUAUUAAAAAUUAUUUUAUCCAUUAUCAAAAACUGAAAUAAUAACAGUAGCAUAAAGAAUGGUAGAAGUGACACGGAUAAUAAAAAAUAAAAAAGGGGAAUAAAAGGUUGAUUGUAAGAGUGUUGAUUAAGUUCAUGGUGAAAUACUAUCUUUAUAAGGAGAAGAAGAUGAUGUGAAUUAGAAGAAGGAAAAUACUCUUGAAGCGAGAUUGAAAAUUGGAUCAACUUUAAGGGAUAAAUAUUUAUAAUAAUUUGUUUCAUGUUUAGAAGAUUCACCAGAGAUGUAAUUAAAUCAUUCAGCAGAAGAUAAUAAGUAAAAAAACUUUGUUUCUACUCUAUAGAAUGUAUUUAGAGAUUUCAAAAUUCAAAUUGCUCAAAAAAUCAAGAGUGCAAAACAUGUAGAUGAAGAAGAUGAUACUUCAAUAAAGGCUUAUGUUUAAAAUGUUUUACCUACUACUGAAUAUGGUACUAAUCCGAAUUUAUUUAAUGAUUUUAUUCAAGAUUAGUUAUCUAUUAAUGAUGUUAAAUCAUAACAUUCAAACAAAGAUGAUAGAGAAUUUGUUGUUGACUUCAAUCUUACAUUUUUUGAUGGAUAAUUUAAAUUAUCAAUCUUCUAUCAAAUUAGUUCCUAAUUAUUUAUAAUUCAUGCAUAAAAUAUUUAUACUACAAAAAUAUAUAAAACUUCAAUAUUAAAAUCAGAUCUUGUUAGCAAUUAUGAAUUACCUUACUCAUACAUAAAAGAGAAUCCUUAAAAUAUUAUUUUACCAUUAAUUGAUUUUUAAGAUGAAAAAUUUAUAUUCUCAAAAGAUGAACUCAAAUUAUAAAAAAUUGUAGAUGAUUAUUUAGCCUAUGAAUUUAAUGAAGCUAAGUCUUCUAAAUAAGGAUAGCCUAUUUAUUAAGAAAUAGAGGAAACUUAUCCUGAUUAAAUGACUGAUAAAGUUGUGAUUGCUAUCUAUCAAAAAAGUACGAGUACUUUAUACUUUGAAUUUCAUAGAGAAUAAAUGAUUGUUAAAAUUAUCAUUCAUUUUAAUAAUACUAAUGAGAAACGUGUUAUUGAAAUUGAUACACAUAAUUUUUAAUCUAAAUAUAUUGAUGAAAGAUUAAAAGAUUUAAGUAAUAAAAGAAUUAUUAAAUUCUUUAAAGAAUUCUCUAGAACAAUUACUAAGGUUAUUACUAUAAAUGAGAAGGAUCACACUCAUAAUUUUGAAGACUUAAGAGGAGAUUUAUCUUUAUUUUUAAGAGAGAAGUUUGUUUAAAAAAUUUAAGGAAUGUUAAUGGUUAAAAGAAUGGUGGAAAAGUUUAAAUUGUAUAAACAAUUAAAACGUUCUAAACUUCAUAUACAUAAGUUCAUUUUGAAUAAUGGUUAACAUUAUAUCGAAAUUGCCUAUUUUCUAAUUAAAUAAUCUAGUAAUUUAUAACUCAAUAUGCGUGAAUUGACUUUUGUUACACCUUAAGGUCAUCUAGUUGAGAGAACAAAAACUCUUAAGAGUAAAAGAAGGUUAAGAGAAAAAUAAUUUAUUAUUAAUUUAGAUAAAUUAUCAUAAUAAAGUGAUUAAUUAAUUAGCUCAUAAUCUAAAAAAUAAGACUAAUUAGAUUUAUAGAGAAUUGAUUUUGCAAAUUUAUCUAAUUAUGAUAAAAUGAAAACUAUUGAAUAUUAUAGAUCAUUAAUGACUCCAUUGAUCUUAUUAAUUUAAAAGAAUCUUGUGGUUAAUUUCAAUAAAUUUUAAUUUUAAUUGACUCUACCAAUUAUUAUGAUAGAAAGUCAUAUAACCAAAAAGAAAAAGAAGAAUUUAUCUAAUGAUACGAAAUUUUAAUUAAUGACUUUUGCUGUUAUUGCUACUUAAGCCACUUUUAGAAAAAAACUAUUAAAAAAAUGGUUAUAAACUAAAUUGGCUAGAAAAAAAUAAAUUGAAGAAAAGAAUAAACAUUUAGGGGAGUUUGUAAAGAGAUCUUUUAAAUAAAUAAAAGAAGAUGAUGAAAAUCAUUUUUAUAUUGUAAAUGUAUACAAAUAACCUGGAAAGAUACCAAAUCAAACGAUAUAUACUUUUGAAUUGAUAUCAAUAAAUAAAAGUUAGAGGAAAACAAAAAUGAGAGCAUCUUAUUCUCAUGAUAAUUUUUAAUUGAUUGAUAUAGGUUCAUAAUCUUUAGCAAAUCAUUUUAUCAAUAAAAUUUACAUAGAAAGAGGUAUUAUAAAAUUUGAUGAAUAUUCAUUUUAAAAAGUAUAAGAUGAAGGAAUAUCAACAACUUUUGAUGAUUAUAUAUAAAAUGAAUAGUAAAACAUAAUGGUAGAUGAAAAAAUGAUUGAAAAAGAUGUAUAAGAGGUAUUGGUUGAUUAGGAGAAAUCAGGAAAUACUUUAAUCAAUAUAGUGUACACUAAUUCAAAAUAAAUAUUAGAAAAGAAAUCAUAUGAUGAUUCUUAAAAUAAUGUGACAAAGUUGUAGGUUGAUUUAUAAAGUAUUAAAAAGUUAUAUCCAAAUUUCAAUGUAAAAGACACUAAUACAGUUAAAAUAUUAAGUUAGAAUUUAAUAAAAGGAGUGAGAAUGGAUUAAUUUACAGGGAGUCUCUUAGUAGAUAAAAGCAGAAUUCAAUCAUCAUUAAUAAAUCCACUUAGUAUUGGAGGAGGGAGAAUAGAAUCCUAGAUUUAAUCAUAAGUUUAGAUUCCAUCUACAAUCAAUAGAGGAAUGCGUUUAUCUUAAAGACCUUAUGCAACAAAUGUACUUGCAAAGGAAACUGUAUAUUAUACUGGAAAGAAAUAUUUGAUUGUUAUAAGUUCAGUUAAAAACAAGAUAUAAAAAAUAUUAAAUUAAGAUAGAGAUUCUGUAUUUGAAGAUCAUGAAAGAAUAUUAGAGAUUAGAGCAUAAAAUUUGAAAGAAAGAUAAGAACCAUUUUAUUGGUACUUGACACCAGAUGAUGCAGAAAUUUUAACUCAUGAAAAAAGUCCGGAAAAUAUGGCUAAAAUUUUAACAAAGAAUUUGCAAAUAAUAAACUAAAAAUUCAUAUAUAUAUGUUUUAAUUAAUAGGAUUAAUAAAGAGUUAAAUUGAAGGCAGAUGAUAAUGUGAUUUUAUUUGUUGAAAGUACUAUAAGACCAAUGUAGAAGAAGUUUAGAAAUAGAAGAAUUGAAUCUAAUUAUAAGGAAUAUAGAAAGAUUUAUAAUAGAUGUUAUGCUGAUGGAACAUUAAUAUUGUAAAUAUCAAAUAAUUUGAACACAACAAAGAGUGUAUUUGUUGUAUUGUUUAUUGAAGAAAAGGAAUCAUAUGUAUAAAUAAAAACUUGGGAUGCAACAGAGUAGAUGUAUUUUUGUGAAACUGAAUUAAAUUUAAAAAAGGUAAAGGAAAUUAAUAAAUAUAUUAGUAUAUAUCGAUUUAUUUAUAGGAUAAAUAAAAAUGUUUGAAAGCUUUAUUGCAUUUUUUGGAAUUUCGAAGUGAACAGAAUAAGAUUUAAUUUAUGCAUCCAAAGCCAGAAUAAGUUUAAGAUUAUUUUGAGAAAGAGAAGAAAUUGUCUAUUCAUUCAUCAUCUAGAAUAGGUUCACCAACAAAAUCUGUAGAUUAGAAUAAUGAAUAGUAGUAAUAGUAGUAGUAGCCUCUUAAAUUCUUUUAAUAGGAACAUACACCAUUGCAAUCACCAAUGGUAGUUGUUGAAAAUGUAGAUGAUGAUGAUGAUAUAAUUUAAGAAGGUUUAGAAGAAGAUAAGAAUGUUAUUUAAUAAUGAU
Paramecium sonneborni is the source of this 6745-nucleotide messenger RNA. The record is from the annotation of a GenBank genome assembly. Lineage: Eukaryota; Ciliophora; Oligohymenophorea; Peniculida; Parameciidae.